Molecule: messenger RNA, 3867 nt
Organism: Naegleria fowleri
Lineage: Eukaryota; Heterolobosea; Eutetramitea; Acrasida; Naegleriidae
Exons: 8
Coding region: 1-3867 (1288 amino acids)
Biological process (GO): intracellular signal transduction; cyclic nucleotide biosynthetic process
Source: RefSeq, a predicted model, not a curated record
AUGGGCACCAUUCCUUACGGACACUCCUCUUGUAUUUAUGGUUUUACAAUUAGCCAGAAUGUGAUUCAAUUAUUUGUACACAUGCUCAUACCAGGUCCUUAUUCCUAUGCAAGAAGUGCAUUUCAUUGUGUCGUUUCGAUCCUUCUUGUGAUGAUCCUCUUUCGACUAGUACCCUUUUUGAAACGAGUGGGGAACUCGAUGGUUGCCUUUGGAUUUGGAACUCGAUUCGGAGGAUCUCUCGGUACUCUCAUUUCUCAAACGAUCGUUCAAUCCAUUGCAAUUCCUUUGAAUGCAUCCUCUCCUGGUGAGCAAGAAAAUCCUCCCUUAUUGGGUCUCUCCUUAAUGAUCCUUGCUCUUGCCAUUCUGUUUGGUUUGAUGUGUGCCAUUGGGAUGGAAAUUUAUACACGUUACAGUUUGCACAUGAUUCGAAGUGCAUUGGUUGAAUUCAUAUCCAACAUGCCUGCCUCACAACCAUUCACAACAACAACAACAACAGAAACAACAACAACCCAUCAUUCAGAACGUACCACGUGCAAGGAGGAUGCCAGUGAUGACAGAGAUUCAGCCAUACAAGCACAAGAUCCAACUCUCUAUACCAAAAGGUUGGAAAUGAGUGCCAUUUACUUUUAUCAAACCAUUGAAGAAGAACAUUUGAAGAAAGCAUUACACAUGUUUGUUCGAUUCUCACUCAUGUCCAACUCUCAUACUUCUUUUUCAGAUGUCAAUCUCUUAAUCAUGUUUUCAUCCAUCAUUUCUCAAGUGAAUUCUUUGGACCUUAAUGCUCAAAUGUUUGCUCAAAGUUUGUUAAAGAAAGCAAAGAGGAAGAAACCCAAUCUCUUUUACAAGUACUUGAUCACCAUUAAAAAGAAAGAGAUUUUAAUGAAUGAGAAUGCACAUUCUUUUGAGCUUCAAAAUUCAAUGGAUGAAUUGGAGGCAAAGCAAGAUCUAUUACGAGCAUUACAUAAGGAUGUUUGGAAAGAAUUAACAAAUGAGGUGAUUAUCAUGUACUCGAAGCAACCAUGUUAUUCAUCGGAUAAGAAUAUCGUCAAAUCGUAUGCAAGGUUUUUGGAAAGUUUCAUGUUCAAUAAGGAAGAAGUCACCGAGUUGUACUCUGAAUCCAUGAAAUUACAAGCUGAAGAAUCCACAAAAUCUAAAAGAAUGGAACGUUCGAGAGAAUUUAUAAACAAACUAAAAUCCAACAACAAGAUUGUUCCAACACUCCAAGGAUUGAACGUUCGACAAAGCUUUUCCAAAAUCAUUGAAAAACAGGAUCUUGUUGAAUGUAGUGAUGUUGGAUCUGUAUUCUCAAGAGAAGCAUUUGAUGGAAUUGAAAACAAGAAUGACUCAUAUCGACAACAUUUGCUAAUUCCUCACCCAACGACUUUUAGAUAUUUCAUGUUUGGAAUAUUUGUGACGCUCUCCAUCAUUUUUCUCAUUGUCACAUUAUCCAUUUCAAUUUACUUUUCUAAUAUUGUGACCAAUGAUGUGAAUUUAGUACUUGCUGAUUGUGCUCCAGUCACUGUCAAUGGUCAAACUGUAUUACAUGUGAGAAGCUAUCAAGCUCAUCUCUAUUUAUUUAGUAAUUCUUCGAAAACGUGGCCAACAACCAUGACCAAGUUUGGAUUUGAUUCUUUUGAAGAAUACAAACAGUUUCGCGAUCAAUCUUUAAGAGACAAUCUUCAAGUAUAUUAUGAUAUCAAGAAUAAUGCAAACAGUGGGAGAUUCUCCAUUCCUCUCUACUCAUCGUAUCAUGAAAAGUAUUAUCCACUUUACAAACCACAAUUAGUUCAGAAUUCUGAAAAUGGAACUUUUCACUUUACUGGCCAUGCCUUUAAUGAUUUUUGCAAUGUUCACUUUCACUAUUCCAUUGAAAAUGGAAGAAUGAUUGAGAAUAUUUUCUAUGGAGUCUAUUUCUUGUGCUUUUUGAUUUACUUGAUCUUUUCCAUUUCCUUUUUAGUAUACGUUUCAAAAGAUUUGACUUUUGCCACAGCUCAAUUCAAACUCUUCCAGAAUACCAUUUCUAAAAACUAUAUUGGGAAAUUUUAUUACAAGCUUAGCACCACUGUCUCAAGGAAUCAACUCGCUGUCAAGACAGAAUACAGCAAACUCUUCAAUCCUCGUGUAAUGGUCAUGAGCAUGUCUAUCUUCAUUGUCAGUUUCACCAUGAUUAGUGCAGGCCUAUUCCUUCAAGAAAUGUUAAGCAAUGGAUUAUACAGUCGUCAAACGGCAGAUGAAACUCUUGUGCUUGGAAGAUAUCAAGAUGUUGAUCAAAUCAUUAAGGGAGAACCUAAUUGUACCACACAACAAGUGAUGAAAUAUGAUUUGAAUUGUACUUCAAGUUUGGAUAUGGAAGUUGCUGAGACGAUGGACAUGGUUUUGAAUUUGAAUCAACUUUCCAUCAAGAAAGAUCCUGUUGUCCAUGAACAAUUCAUUAAGUCCAUGCUCUAUUUGGAUCGAGUGUCCUAUCGAUUGAUUCACUUCUCUGAAAAAUUGGCCAUCUAUGCAUCAGUUCCUCGUUUUGUGCUUGCUCCCCUUUUUGGAACCUUGUCGUUCGUGAUCUUGUUUGGAUUUUCAUUGGGCAUUUUGAGAGUGUUCAUGUCCUAUUCGAAUGCUGUCAAUUUCUUGAGAAUGAUGAUUAAUUAUGUUCCUAAAGAAGUCAUUGACUCGUCCGAAGCUUUGAAGAAUUAUCUCUUUUUUCACACGAUUGAAAAGUCCAAUAAGAAUUUUGUGGAACAACAAAUUCACAAACUCACACAUGCUAACAAAGAAUCAAAUUCUCAAAUGGAUCUCUCCAUUGUUCACUCGAUUAUCAACGCCUCUAUUGAUGGUGUUGACAUGUGUGUGAAUAGUACAGAUAUUGAUGCUUUUAAUCCUGUGGCUCAAUCCAUGUUUGGAUUUGCAGUUUCAGAAAUUGUUGGAAAAAGUGUAUUUGAAUUAUUCGAUGAAGAAGUGAUUCCAAGAAUGCAAAAAUCAAUUGAAAAAUGUAUUCGUAAAAACAAAACACGUUUUCCAGCAAAAAUUAGUAUUUAUUUGGUGACACAUGGCAACAAGGAAAUUGUGGUUUGUUUCAUUAAUGAUCAAACUUCAGAAAAGAAAAGAAAUGCUCUCUUACAAGAGGAAAAGAAACAUUAUGAAGAAUUACUGUUAAACAUUUUACCUUACUCUGUGGCCAAUCAACUCAAGAAUUCAUCGGGUGACAAACUCAUUGCUGAAGAGCUCAAUGAUGUGACUGUGUUUUUCAGUGAUAUGGUCGGCUUCACAUCCAUGAGUAGUACCAUGAACCCAACUGAGCUUGUAACUCUCUUGAAUGAAAUUGUUGUGGGAUUUGAUCUUUUAACAGAAAAAUAUAAUUCAGAAAAGAUUAAAACCAUUGGAGAUGCAUACUUUUGUGUUGGAGGUUUACAUGAUGCUCAAACGGAUCAUCCAGAACGAAUGUGUAAAUUUGCAUGUGAAACCUUUGGCAUAUUGCGAGCUUACAAUCAGAAACGUUUCGGUCAAUACAUUCAAAAGAAAUCCUCACUCUCUGCCAUAAUGAGUAAUAGUCUUCCAAUGAAACCACCUCUCAUGCGAACCUCUCCUUCUUCUUCUUCAUUCUUACCAGAAAGACCAUCACUGAAAACCGGUUCUGCUUCUCAUGCUUCACUUCAAUGGUCUUCUAAUGUCAUGGAAGAAGUGAACGGCAAUCGUAACAGUGGUAAUAUUGGAGGUAAUAUGAGUGGUUCUACUACUCGAUUCAGUCUUGAUAAAACCUUAGAAAGCAGUACAUCAAAUCUUUUCGUAGGCAUGGAAAAACUUUCUCCUCCCAUUCAAAUUAAUAUUCGAGUUGGAAUUAAUAAUGGAAAAUGUGUGGCAGGUGUCAUUGGCUGA